This is a messenger RNA of Entelurus aequoreus (snake pipefish), 693 nucleotides long. It is a transcript of the gene vegfba, whose product is annotated as vascular endothelial growth factor Ba. Gene Ontology annotation, biological process: positive regulation of mast cell chemotaxis; positive regulation of angiogenesis; vascular endothelial growth factor receptor signaling pathway. The record is from RefSeq and is a predicted model, not a curated record. Gene Ontology annotation, cellular component: membrane. Lineage: Eukaryota; Metazoa; Chordata; Actinopteri; Syngnathiformes; Syngnathidae. The coding region runs from base 13 to 693 and encodes 226 amino acids. Gene Ontology annotation, molecular function: growth factor activity; vascular endothelial growth factor receptor binding; chemoattractant activity. The transcript has 7 exons.
CUCCUGCACACCAUGCGGAUUAUGCUGCAAGUUAUUCUUGGAAUGUUUCAAUUCCUGCUGCUCACCACAAUCCCCAUGUCCCAUGCCAAGCUGGCUCAUUGGCGGCCUACGGACCCGGCCAAGUCCAGAGAAGUGCGGCGCUGGCUGGAGGUGUACUCACGCAGCGGCUGUGAGCCCCGAGAGACUCUGGUGGAGGUGUGGCGGGAGUUGCCGGGGGAGACGCACCACCUCUUUGUGCCCUCAUGUGUGGCGCUGAGGCGAUGUGGAGGCUGCUGUGUGGACGAGGCCAUGGAGUGUGUUGCCUCGCUCACACACACACUCACCAUGGAGCUGAUGAGGACUUCCUUCAUGAAGCACGAGCUCACUGAGUUGUCCUUUGUGGAGCACAGCCAGUGUGAGUGCCGAGUGAAAGAGGAGAUGCAGCCAACAACAACUACAAGGCCCAAUCACACGCCUACAAGAGUCAAGAAGAAGAGGCGAGGAAAGAAGACGAUUGCAGCCACCAGAACUGCCACCCGGGUCUUCCCGUCUCCCGCCACCAGUUCCCCUUCGCCGUCCACGCGGCCUUCCUGUGGACCCUGCAGAGGCAGGAAGUGGACUCUGGAUGCAGAGUCUUGUCGAUGUCUCUGCACCGUCACUGCUGAGAGCUGCCACAGGAGAAAUAGGAGGCUGGACCCUCGCCGCUGCAGGUAG